AUGUCCACCCAGAAUUCAUUCAUACAUCACCGCCAUACCUACUUGUACACAUUGUCCCCAAGUUUCAGUCAAGAUCCUGAGCCAAGAAGCACACUAACGCAAUAUGUAUAUAAAGAUGGGCACAGGUACCAGGACCGAAAUGACAUCAAAAGUAAAUCAUUGAUCGCCAUGAAAUUCUUCCCCGUGGCCCUCCUGGCGGCUACUGCUACAGCAAGUCUGUGCGUUGACUACCAGGCUGAGAACGAUCAGGUUCUGCUUGCAGUGCAGCCCUGUGAAGAGUCGGUCACUGCUGCGGAGUCCGAAAUGAGUAUUUUCAUUCGAGCAGCAGCCGGUCAGCCCGAAGCCAUUCUCGCCGAGUCUCUCAAAAAGAAACUUGACAUUGGUGACUUCGCUGGGUACCUGAGAACCAAACUGAGCUUCGAUACCGAUGAGCGUCCUGUCAAUGUGGCGUCUGCCUUUGCGAUUGUUCCUGAAGUGGAGCUAAAGAGCAUCAAGAAGUACGAGAUCCAGAACCCGUAUUCUCUUCAAAAACGUGGAGAGUGCAGUAUGUGGAGUCCCGGAAACUGUGGUCUUUCCGACGUCCAGACUAACUACUAUAGUAACUUCUACACUGUCCACGCAGACCCCAACCACCAGGUGUGUCUCGGUAUUUGCACGGACUACCUAUCGCACAUUUGGAAUGACGGGGUGCUCCAGGGCUCGUUCUACUACACCUACAACGGCUGUAAGUUCCGAAGCCAGAACAACUGGAACGGAAAAACCUGGAACUUCUGUCGAGUGGGCGCGUUCUACGUCAUGACCAAGUACGCCAUCUUCCCGACUUUGUACGCCAUAGAGCUCACUGGGUGGGUUGAUGGUGUCAAUUAUGUUUCUCCUCGAUUCUGUAUGUCUGCUCUUAACAGUUGCAACUCAGAUACGCCUUCCAAUGCAGACACUGUGUGUUAG
Messenger RNA from Yarrowia lipolytica CLIB122, 945 nucleotides. RefSeq lists its product as uncharacterized. The record is from RefSeq and is a predicted model, not a curated record. NCBI's taxonomy places the organism in Eukaryota, Fungi, Ascomycota, Dipodascomycetes, Dipodascales.